CUCACAUCCCCUUCAGCAGCUCUCGACAUCAAGUGCAGCUAUUCGGAGAGCGGCUCGUUAGAGGCUUGUCGCCAUACGGACGUCUGGAAAGGAAGAAAAGGGCAGUGAGAAGACACCGAAGAAAGUUUUCUACAAGGCAGAUUUUUCAUACUCCUUAAGAAAGACAGUGUCAGCAUCUGGCUGAUGAAGUAAGAAUGUAGGACCAUCCCACUCGCAGGCACUUCCACACACGCAGCUCCAUGUACAGUCUGCAAACCUGCGGGAGCCAGGCAGCCAGACAUCUCCAAGGAAUGGGGCGACCCUUCUGCAGGAGAGGUGGGUGUGUGCCGUUGUGUUCCUGACAAAGAGAGAACUUCGGGAUACAGUGCAUUGAGUGGCUUCAUUGUUUCCAGAUCCAAAUCUCAGCCAACGUUGCAAAACAAUAUUAUAUUAAGCUUUUGUGACACCGCAAGCAGGAAAUAGUCAAAUGAUAGAGCUGCAUGCAUUUAAAGGGAGAUGACGCCACUAUUCCUGUAAUGAUAUGUGCACAAAGCAAGGUUCUAACCCAUUUUUCUACGUGAAUGAAGUUUGCUAGUUAAGUCCAGGAUCAAUUAUGGAGAAAACAAAUGGAGAAAAUGUUGCAUCAAAGGAAGAUCUAAAGAAAAAACAGAUUUCCUAUUCUGUAGAGACACCUUACGGGUUUCACCUGGAUCUUGACUUUUUGAAAUACGUGCAUGAUAUUGAAAAAGGGAAUACCAUCAAGAGGAUCCACAUCCACAGAAGAGCAAAACAAUCCAAGUUUAGCACGCUGCCUCGUAAUUUUAGCGUGCCUGAAAAUGGAUCCCAGUCCUACACAGCAGCCUCGAGCAGAACCUGGAGCCCCAGUAGCUACAGAAUUGAUGCAAAAGACUCUCAGGUGUUUUCAGGAAACGACUCCUCCUUACGCUUGAGGUAUGUUCAGGAGUUAAACUAUCGGAGAAAGGACAUUAUGAGUGAUGCCACUUUGCAAGAACUGGCACCUGAAGAUUUUAGCGGCUGCAAAGAUCGCCCACAGUUUGCUCGAGCUUCUAGUCUUCCAGCUAGCCUUCCACAAAGCACAAUGUCUUCAGAUCAAAGCAGCUAUUUCAAGGUGACACGAAACCUCGGUCGUUUCAGUGACAGCCGUCUGGGCUCCUCGGAAGAGCCUGUAAGUCCAUCUCAUAUCCAGUCCGACAAACAGUUGGCAGCUGCCUUUAAAAAGAUCAAGGAACUGGAAGAACAGAUAAAAACUAUUCCAGAACUGCAAAAAACCAUAUAUGUGCUCGAAGGAAAAAACAAUAAGUUAAAUACCCAACUUAAGUCCCUUUCUCAAUUUUUGGGGAACAUAAAAGAUCAGGAAGGUGCAGACUUUUUGAAAAGCAACACAAAAUCUGAGAAUUUGGACAUCGGAAAUGGAGAGGUCAAUGGACAGGUCAGUUAUGACAAUUUAAGUGACUCGCCAUUCUCAACCAUUAAACUGCAGGUUUCAGAUUUGACCAAACGCUUGGACGACCGGGCCAGGGAGGUGCACAAUUUGAGGGUGUUGGUGGAGAAGCAAAGCAACGAAUUGAAGGCCAAGGAUGUAUAUAUUACAGAUUUGACAAAUACGCUGGAAAGCGCGGAAGAAAGCAGAAGAGAUGUAAGUAGUAAACACUACAGAGACAUGGCGGUCAACACUGACGAAGAAGAAGUUGAGGAGAAGAGGGAAAGUCUUGAUAAAAACACCUUUGCCAAUAUAGGUGUUGAGACUCAUUCAGUAGGCUGUGGCGUCCUACCGGGAGAUCUGGAUCAAUUGCAAGACACUGAUCAUAGUCUGAUGGCAUCCAACCAGGAGGACAACACCACAGUCCAAGAUAAUAUGUUGGCUGAUGAUAAUGUUCAAGUGGAAAUAGAGGAAGUUACUAAGGUUGAUGGCAAAGAAGGUUCACCAAAAGAAGGUCCAACACUCAACCAACCCCAAGGAUGUAACAAUAAUAGAACCUGCGAUUAUGAAGACCCCACCAAUAUUAGGCAUUUACCCACUGUCCAUCAACCUCCCGCAGAUGCUUCCAUAGGACAGUACGUAAAACGAAUCCAGGAUCUCCUACAGGAACAGUGGACUUGUCUAGAACAUGGAUAUCCAGAUCUGGCCAGUGCCCUCAAACAACCAGCUAACAAACUCAGCUCCAUCCAGAACCAACUAGUCAAUUCCCUCAACUUAUUGUCCUCAGUUUACUCCACUCAGACAACAUCAGAGCGGGAGAAUUUCAAGCCUGAGAGCCAGCAAGCAGAACAGUCUCCCAGAAGCCUGAAGUCUAUAAUGAAGAAGAAAAACAGCAGCUGCCGCUCGGCUGGAGAGGCCCGGGCUAAGAAGAAUCUGCAGUUUGUUGGGGUCAAUGGUGGUUAUGAAACAACGUCCAGUGAGGAUUCUAGCUCUGAGGACGAUGAAGACAGCUAUGGUGAGAAGACAGAGAUAGCCGCAUGUUCACAGGAUGGAGAUGAUGGUGGUGAUGGUCACACGGAUAACACGGUCCCGCUAGAAACUGAAUAUGCAGAAGAAGAGUUAUCGGAAACUCCAGGCCCAACAAUAUCAGAGGCUCAACAGUAUGUGCAGAGGUGUACAGUGGGGGAAGCCUUCCGCAGCGAGUGCCACAUAUUGAGCAGCCAUCUAGCAGAACUGAGGACCACCACAGAUAAUAAACUGAGACAAACAUUAUACACCGUCUGCCAAGAGUGGUUCCGAGUCUCCAGCCAGAAGACGUCGUCCCCGGAUCUGGUUGCAGUCUAUCUGGAGGAAUUCCGAUCGAUUAGCCCACAGCUAUUGCAGGCAGUCGUGAAUAUCGCUGACGAGAAUGGGAAUACGGCCCUGCAUUACAGCGUAUCCCACUCCAACUUCAGAAUCGUUAAGCUCCUGCUUAACACGGGCGUCUGUGAUGUGGACCAUCAGAAUAAAGCGGGGUACACCCCAGUGAUGCUCACCCCCCUGGCAUCAGCCGAGACAGAUGAAGACAUGGAGGUGGUGAAGGAUCUCCUCAUGCUGGGAAAUGUGAAUCUCUCUGCCUCUCAGGGAGGACAGACGGCACUGAUGCUCGGGGUCAGCCACGGGCGCUCGGACAUGGUAAAGGUCCUGCUGGACUGUGGGGCAGAUGUUAACCUGGCUGCCGAGGAUGGAGAAACCGCUCUGAUAAUCGCCUGCCAAGUGGGAAACCUGGAAAUUGUGAAGCUCCUCAUAUCUCAUCCAGACUGUGAUGUGGAGCUGACGGAUAAGGCUGGUAACUCGGCUUUGUCUAUUGUGCUGGAUUCCGCCCACAGUGAGAUUGCAGAACUUCUACAAGCCCACACAGAGCACCGCCGUCCCUGCCCCUCCACUGACACGGGAGAAGGAGGCUCAUUGUAAACAAGUAUGGAGGACAAAAGACUCAUUCUUCUGAGCGUUCACAGCGGAUAUCAUCCAUCUCUACACUCAACUAUUCCAAAUAUGUGUAUAUGGCCUGCUUUCCGCUGCCAGGGGUCUCACACGCCGGGCUUGACUUCUACAGGAAUAAUGGUAUCCUUAUAGCAGGGGCACAUUUUUUAUUUUUUUUUAAAUGCUAAUUUUUUGCUUUUUGGGGGUUGGCAAAUUUUUGUAAGUUCUGGCCUCCUUUUUUUCACAGGCUGUCUUUUUGGCGAAUGAACUUUUGCAUUGGGGCCCAAUUUGCAAAAAAAAUGCCUAUAGGCGAAUGAAUCGGCCUGAAGGCAAAAUGUAGCAAAUGCAACAAUUGUUUUGUUACCCUUUUGCUACUUUUUGGUUAUUUCUCACUAAAUAAGUAUUCACCCCGCCCUUUAUUACUUAAGCCUCAUGCAGACGUCCAUGGAACACGGUCCGUGAGAUACCGGACUGGCAGGAGCGCACGGCGUCAUAGCGACCAAUGAGGCCGUGCACUCCUGCAAUGCCAGUCCGGUAUCUCACGGACAGUGUUCCAUGGACGUCUGCCUGAGGCUUUACUGAGAGAUUCCUUUGAUAGCUCUGCCACCGCUAUAACAAGGGUCUUCUUCUUCUUACCCCUCGGUUAAUGGUUUUAGAUGUAUUUGCACCAAUCGUUUGCGCCAAAUUUAAUAUACCUUUGGCCAUGUUUUUUUGAGUAGGGGGGAUAUGAUGUAAUGUGCAUAAGAAACUGUCUGCAAAAUGACCCCUUUUUAUGUUGGUGCUCUCACUUGGGGACCUUUAAGAGAAGAUAUGAUGAUGUCAUAGCACUGGAUGAUGUCACUGUUUGUAAUUACGGGACACAGUCACUGAGAGCAGAAAUGGCUGCCGUGUACAUAAUAUAUACUGUAUACUAUUUUUAUAUUAUAGCACAUCAGACUAGUGAUGAAGGAUACAGGGUCCUGACCGGGCAGAGCUGCAGGGGCCAAACAGCAGAAUCAAUCAGGGUUUGUUUUCUUCCCUCUUUAAAGGGGUAUUCCCACCUUAAGUCCUGUGGGUAUGCCAAAGGUGCCACUGCGGGGACCCUCACCUACAGAGAGAAUCUCCAAAUCCCAGCUGUUGCAUACUGCAUUCUUCCACUACAGAGACCUGCAUUUAUGGCAUAACUAUCUGGAUAUAUUUUGUAAAUGCAUAAAAUGUGUGUACCCCUUUAAGAAUCAGAAGCACAAAAAUGUAAGCACAGAAUUCAGAUUUAUUCUGGAGCUAGACAAAAAAAAAAAAAAAAAAAAAAAAAAAAAGCACAAAACCUUAUCCAGGGACACACUGUGAACCGCUUUUGUCCUGAUAGCGGAUCGGCCGGUCACAUGAACAUGUGACUGGUCAGUGCCAUCACCCCCUUAGACUCUGUCAGGGAUAGUCACGCCCCUUAUAGACUCAUCGGAACCCAAUUGAAAAUUUCUGAAACCAGGACACAGGCUUUUUCUAGAAGAUAUAAGCCUUGUUUAUCUUAUAAUGGACAUCCCCUUUAAGUAUCUUUAGAGUGUAUUCACACCUGAGUUUAUUGCUCAUUAGCAAUUUUACACAGUAUUAAAAAUGUUAGGUAUUUAUCUACCAGGGAUAUAAUUAAGGGGUAAAAGAGCGAAGUAUCUGGCACCUUACAUGUGGGCCACAGCGCUAUUCACCGCAGCGGGGAUUACAAUGUUUUACUUCAAUUCCCUGGCGAAUGCACAGAUUGCGCUGAUCCUGCCAAACACAUCCGGUGAUCAUCGCGGUUACAAAUGCUGCCAGUCUUAUUUUAGCUGAUUACAAGACGUUCUCCUCUCAGCCAAGACAGAAAUAGACUCCUAAAUGGAGAGCAGCGGCAUCCUUAUAAUGAACUCAAUUUAAUGUUAAAAGCAAGAUUAAGAUUUCAGCAAUUGUGGCAUUUACAGAUGAGUGAGCUCUUCUCCUUAAAGGGCAUGUCCAUCAAUUUACAGAUUACAUAGAAUAAGUCCACAUGAAAGUCACUGUGUACAUAGAUUACUUAUCCUGUACUGAUCCCGAGUUACAUCCUGUAUUAUACUCCAGAGCUGCACUCACUAUUCUGCUGGUGCAGUCACUGUGUACAUACA
This is a messenger RNA of Bufo gargarizans (Asiatic toad), 5490 nucleotides long. RefSeq names its product KN motif and ankyrin repeat domains 4 (gene KANK4). Gene Ontology annotation, molecular function: protein binding. Lineage: Eukaryota; Metazoa; Chordata; Amphibia; Anura; Bufonidae. Gene Ontology annotation, cellular component: cytoskeleton; cytoplasm. The coding region runs from base 593 to 3373 and encodes 926 amino acids. Gene Ontology annotation, biological process: negative regulation of actin filament polymerization. The record is from RefSeq and is a predicted model, not a curated record. The transcript is spliced from 13 exons.